Schistosoma curassoni is the source of this 699-nucleotide messenger RNA. NCBI's taxonomy places the organism in Eukaryota, Metazoa, Platyhelminthes, Trematoda, Strigeidida, Schistosomatidae. The record is from the annotation of a GenBank genome assembly.
AUGAAAAUGUCUGUGAAUUCAUAUGGUAAACGUAAUUGGAGUAAUCAAGAUUAUUUAUUAACAAAUUAUACACAACAUUAUAAUGAUAAACAAAAGAAUCUAUCUUAUUGUUUAACAGAUCAUUUCAAUCAAUGUUCAACAAUACAUGAUACUACUACUUCUACUACUACUAAUAGUAGUAGUGAUAAUACUAUUGAGCAUAUACCAAUAUCAUCAUCCCCAUCAUCUUCGUCUUCAUUAUCACAAUAUCAACCUCCUAUAAAACGUGUUGCUAAUGAACGUGAACGUACACGUACAGCUAGUGUAAAUGAUGCAUUUCUUAUGUUACGUAAUUUAAUUCCAACAGAACCAAUGAAUAGAAAAUUAUCAAAAAUUGAAACAUUACGUUUAGCAUCAUCUUAUAUAUCUCAUUUACAUGCUAUAUUGAUCACUGGUUCACGACCAGCAGAUCAACCAUGUUUAAAACAUCAACAAAUUUAUCAUUUAGAAACUACUCAUAAUGAUAUUAGUAGUACUAAUACGACUACUACUACUACUCCUAAUCCUAUUCAUGAGAAUUUGAUCGAUAAAACUCAAAUCAUGUUUAAUUCUAAUAAACGUUAUAAUAAUAGAUCAGUAUGUACAUUUUGUGUUACUGAAAUGAAACAACAUCAACGUACUAUGAAUAAAGAGACAAUUAUAUCAAAUGGACAAUAAAAU